Molecule: messenger RNA, 1458 nt
Organism: Capsaspora owczarzaki ATCC 30864
Lineage: Eukaryota; Filasterea; Ministeriida; Capsasporidae
Exons: 5
Coding region: 64-1359 (431 amino acids)
Source: RefSeq, a predicted model, not a curated record
UGUUCUUUUUUUCCGUUUAUUGUUACUUUCCAAGAGUUUCAUUGAUCUCGAUCGGCCCGAACCAUGGACGAACUGUUCGAUGACACUUGCCUGGCAAUGUCCAGUUCAGAAGCGAGCUUCAAGAGCGGGGAUCUGGACGACGAGCCCGACGCAGACCUGCAGGCGUACUUGGCAACGAGCCAUGACAAUGCCGACGACGACGACGACGACGAAGGCGAGCAGAGCUCUGCCGCCGCACCUUCUGGACCAACAGUGGUGAUCAAGCAAGGCUGGUGUUGGAAGGAAUCUGGAGGCGCAAUGGGCGCCAACUUGUUUGGAGGCAAAUGGCAACGCCGAUGGUUUGUCCUCUAUUCCAACCACACCAUCAAUUACUUUAAGGCUCAGUCGGACAAACAUCCAGCUGGAACAAUCCACUUGACUCCAAGCCACAUUACCAACGAUCUGAAGGAUCCCAAGCGCCCGCGCGCGUUUGGCUUUACAGUGGGGCCGCAGGUCGUGCACGCGGCUGUUCGAAUUUACUAUAUUGCCGCAGAGUCUGCAGCAGAGUGCACCUCUUGGCAGACGGAAAUUCGAGCCGCCAUUGCAACCUGCUCUGAUGCAACGACGCUGCCGCAACUCUUGACAAGCGGCUUGGAUACACCUGCCAGCUGGCGCCUGCAGUGCUGGGAGUAUCUCAAGCAGGUAAUCGGUGCCAAGACUUGGUGCAAUCACGACGUCAAGAACGGCGUGACUAUUGCACGGAUGGACUUUUCCAAGAAUGGCCAUGUCAGUGUGCGCCUUGAAGGGUCGAUUGCCGUCCAGCCCGACAUUUGCUUUGACUUUUUGCGACAAGCCUUGGAUCGCGGAGGUGCAUGCGACUACCCGUUUCGCUCGUUGCGAGAAGUGCAAAGCACUCGCGACGCACCUGAGGCCAGCGUGCUACAAGGCCACUUUGCGAUUCCGACAAUCGGGCUGCGCUCAAUCACUGUCGUGCGCUCGUGGCUGAGGCCAGGCACUGUGGGCACGAGUGACUCGCUCUUCGGCGGCAUGUUGCUCGUCACUCUGCCGGACGCGAAUGCGUCCGAUCCUUCCUCGCCGCCACCCUCACCAUCAUCAGCUAAAGGCAAAGGCAAGGCGGGAAAGCCGUUUAGUAUUUCGGUUCAGCCUUCCGGACUGGUUCUGUAUGCCAUCCCUCCCAUUCCGGAUCGGAAGAACCAAUAUGGGGCCCAUACGCGUGUGGUUGUGUCGAUGACUCUGGAUCUUGGGGGUCGAUUACAGACUCUGCUCAAGGCUACGUAUCGGACGGGAAUAUUGAAGAUUCCAAUUCGACACGAGUUUCAUCGCUUGAAGAAUUUGAUUGAAGAAUCCGUUGGUGCAUAGAUUCGAGUUGGUUGUUUUGUUUUGUUUUGUUUCUGUUAAUAUUUGCGAGUGAAUCGUGUGCUGUGGCUGGUAUUUUCCAUUGAAUGAAAUGAUUCAUUC